Rhagoletis pomonella (apple maggot) is the source of this 813-nucleotide messenger RNA. Its product is annotated as sodium/potassium/calcium exchanger Nckx30C-like. The transcript is spliced from 3 exons. The record is from RefSeq and is a predicted model, not a curated record. Gene Ontology annotation, cellular component: membrane. Lineage: Eukaryota; Metazoa; Arthropoda; Insecta; Diptera; Tephritidae. The coding region runs from base 131 to 727 and encodes 198 amino acids. Gene Ontology annotation, biological process: calcium ion transmembrane transport; intracellular calcium ion homeostasis. Gene Ontology annotation, molecular function: calcium channel activity; calcium, potassium:sodium antiporter activity.
ACACACACACACACACAAACCCACUUCCAAAAUAACAACAACAAAAAACACACACUCACUCAUACACACAAAAUGGACUUCUGCGGAAAUUUAGGCCAAUGAAAUUGAAGAUGAACCAGAACCAUUGAGCAUGGCUUGGCCCGAUACUGCCCGCAAACGGCUCACCUAUAUAUUGGUGGCGCCACUGCUUAUACCCAUGUGGCUGACAUUGCCCGAUACGCGAACACCGCGUGGCAAAAAAUUCUACCCAGUCACGUUCAUCGGCUCAAUACUGUGGAUCGCUGCCUUCUCGUAUCUGAUGGUGUGGUGGGCGAAUGUUGCCGGCGAUACGGCACGCAUACCACCCGAGGUAAUGGGUUUGACCUUCCUCGCCGCCGGCACAUCAAUACCCGAUUUGAUAACAUCGGUGAUUGUGGCGCGCAAAGGAUUUGGUGAUAUGGCGGUUUCCAGUUCAGUGGGUAGCAAUAUUUUCGACGUCACUGUAGGUUUACCUAUACCAUGGCUAAUCUAUGGCAUCAUCUACGAUGCACCUGUCGAGGUUAACUCCGUGGGCAUGGUCUGUUCCAUAACGAUACUUUUUAUGAUGUUGAUCUUUGUCGUAAUGUCGAUUGCCUGCUUCCGUUGGAAAAUGAAUAGGGGUUUAGGUUUUACAAUGUUUUUGUUAUAUUUCGUUUUUGUUGCUGUUUCGUUAAUGUUCGAAUAUGAUACACUAACAUGUCCAGUGUAAAAGGUGACAAGUAAAUGAAGAAAUAAAAAUUUAAAAAAUAAAAUACAAAAUAAAAAAUUUAAGAAAAAUAAAAAUAAAAUAGCAAA